Messenger RNA from Gongylonema pulchrum, 369 nucleotides. NCBI's taxonomy places the organism in Eukaryota, Metazoa, Nematoda, Chromadorea, Rhabditida, Gongylonematidae. The record is from the annotation of a GenBank genome assembly.
AUGUUAUGCGCCGAAUUUUUUUGGGUCGCUCACAAAAAAGGCGGAAUGAAAACCGAGCUGGAGCGCUUAUCAGCAGAAACGAUCGGUGACAAGGCAGCAGUGCAAACGUAUCACUGCCGAAGAUCGUUUUGUCGAGUGCAGAUAUGCAAACACUCAAAUUUGGACACCGGAAGAUCUGUUUUGUUGAUAAUAACAAUAACGGUAAGGGAAAAUUGCUUGCUUACGCGCAGGUACCUUUUCGAUUCGAGCUUCCACUCGAUUUGCGUCACAGUGGCACGAUCACAAAGUCCUGCGGAGGAACCACAAAAGGCAACCAUUGCAAUGGCAAAUAGCGGCUAUCAAAAUCCGAGUAAGCAGAUAUCGUCAUAA